CCAAAUGGUAAAUUCAAACAAAAUCUUUUUCUUUCCAAGAACUGAUAAAAUUGGUUGCUAUAUAUAACAAACAAAAUCAGUUUCAUUCCAAAAACCGAUAAAACAGGUUGUUAUAUACAACUAGACACCCUCAUUCACUCACCUUUCGAAACUUAUUUGUGCCUCCAUUUCUUUUGACUAAUUAGUAGCUAUGAUUCUGCCGAAGAAAGCCAUGCUGUUGUUUUUGAUGGUUCUGGUAUUUUGUGGUGUAACAAAGGGUGAAGUUUACAAGGUUGGUGACUCCACAGGAUGGACAGACAUUGGUCACUUUGACUACAAAUCUUGGUCUGCCAGUAAGAAUUUCCGUGUUGGCGAUUCCAUUGUGUUCGAGUACAACAAGCAAUUCCACAACGUGGUGAGAGUGACACACAAGAACUUCGAUGCAUGCAAUGCCGCAACAACAUAUUCCACCUUCAACACUGGCAAUGACACCUUUGUGAUCAGAAGGCCAGGCCACUUCUACUUCAUUUGCAGCUUCCCUGGACAUUGUCAAAAUGGCCAGAAAGUUGACAUCAGAGUUCCUAAGCCAACGAAAUCAUCGUCCUCGCCAUCGUCUUCGCCUUCGUCUAAGCCUAAUUCUCCAUUGGAGCCAGUUACUCCAUCAGCAACAUGGGCACCUUCACCAUCUCCUGCUGCUGAUGAUAAGAAAAGUGGAUCCUCUGAAUUGUUCUUCUCUUUCAAGCUUUGGUUGUCCAUGCUUUUAAUAGUUGCCUCUAUGGUUUAAUAGAUUCAUAAUAUUCGUUACUAGCAAAAGGUCCGGUUCUUUCUUUCUUCAAAGACAGUUUUUUUAAAAAAAAUUUA
This is a messenger RNA of Nicotiana tabacum (common tobacco), 840 nucleotides long. Its product is annotated as mavicyanin-like. The record is from RefSeq and is a predicted model, not a curated record. Gene Ontology annotation, cellular component: plasma membrane. Lineage: Eukaryota; Viridiplantae; Streptophyta; Magnoliopsida; Solanales; Solanaceae. Gene Ontology annotation, molecular function: electron transfer activity.